Molecule: messenger RNA, 1182 nt
Organism: Cordyceps militaris CM01
Lineage: Eukaryota; Fungi; Ascomycota; Sordariomycetes; Hypocreales; Cordycipitaceae
Product: LysM domain protein
Exons: 4
Coding region: 1-1182 (393 amino acids)
Source: RefSeq, a predicted model, not a curated record
AUGGUCCGCAUACAACAGUCGCUCUACUGGGCGUCCACCCUUGUCAGACUGACCAGCGCAUUCCUGGUCAAUCCCCCGGGAGCCGCCAUACCCGGGGCAACCUCUCGUUGCAGCAAAUGGGUUCAAGAUGCAUACCUGCUGUCCUGCGACAAGAUCACCAACGCCUUUGGCAUGACCAAGGACCAAUUCAAGGAAUGGAACCCGAGCGUCGGCGAUACAGGCGCAGAUUGUCAGAUGAUCCAGGGCCUCUACUACUGCGUUGAGGUCGACUUUCACCCACUUACACUGACCUCGACCUCGACAACGACCACCGGCACUAGCACCAGCACCAGCACCACGGAAGAGCCUCAGCAUUCUCCAACUCAAGCCGGAAUGGCCCCUGAUUGCGAUGACUUCUACCUCGUCAGUCACGGCGACACCUGCGCGGCUGUCGAGUCCAAGUACCACAUCAGCGCCGCCGAUUUCCUGCGCUGGAAUCCCGCCAUAGGAGCAGGCAAGUCAUCAUGCCGCUGCAACUGCACCGGUCUUUGGCUGGGCUAUUAUGUCUGCAUCCACGUUCCCGGAGCUGCCACCACUAUCCAGUCGCCAGCCAUCACUACCACCACCACCCCCUCCGAAGGUAUCACCACUCCGCAGCCGACGCAGCCGGGCAUGGUCAAUAACUGCGACCGCUUCGUCUUCAUCAAGCCCGGCGACAACUGCGGCGCCGUUGCCUCCGCCGCCGGCAUCUCCCUGACCGACUUUAUCCUUUGGAACCCCAACGCGGGCAGCACCUGCUCCGGGCUCUGGGCGAACAGCUACGCGUGCGUCCACCUGAUCCCCUCCCUCACCCUCGCCACGCGGUACGGCGAUGGCUGUGCGGGUGCCGUCCAGAGCACCGAGGAGUUUCCGCCGAGCGGCGCCGGCCACUGCGUCAACACCGACUGCAAAGUGACGUCGCUCGACAUUUCCGCCAAGGGAACCUGUCCGGACGGCGAGGUCCGCAUCAGCUACUGGGAGCAGGCCAACUGCCAGGGCAAGUGGUUCGGCUACGGCUACGCGAGCCGUGGGCAGUGCCGGACGCUGUGGUCAGGAGGUUGGGGCUUCAAGUCGUUGUAUAUUGCUUGCGAACCUAAGGACAGGGACUGUGUUAGCCAGGAAACUUGCACUAUUGACCCCCUGCCCAACUCCCAUAUCUGCUAG